CAGUUGAGUUUGGACGAGCAUCAGGAAAAGCAAGAUUCAAGAAAUCCUUGAGGCCAGUUUGCCACUCAGCAGAAUCUCUGUCCUUAUCCAUCCAACUCUUAUCUCGCGUCAUUUUGCCUUAUGUUCGUAAAGCCAGUCCUGUUAAAAAACAUAGCAGCUGCAUUAGUGGCUGAAUUACAACGAGCAUCAUCAGUAUGCAUUAGGGUCAAGUAUUUGUAGGGAAUAUCCCAAGAAAGGAAAACAAAGCAAAUCCCAACAUCCAUUUUCCACAGCAAACCUUGAGGGGGUACAUGAGAUGUUGGUCAUUGAUGGAUAUAGCGAGGAUGACAGAGCAACCUUUAAGGUAUCCUUAAGCUCAUGGCCUGGACAACCAGCUGAGAGUAUUCAAGUCAAGAAGCAUGGAGAUGAUGCUUUUCAUUCCAAAGAUUUUAUGGAAGUGGUCGAGUGUUAUUCAAGGUUUGUCGAUACCGGUGCCAUGGAGUCCCCAACUAUGCUAGUGCGACGAGGUUUCGCGAACAUUGUACUUGGCAGGCUGGAAGAUGGCCUCGAAGACGCGAGGAAAGCAGAGAGAAAGGGUAGAACUAGGACUGUAUAGAGCCCGCCCGCCCUCGGUGGGACAAUUGCCUUCGCUUCUGUACAUAGAUCGCCUGCAUGAUGCUUUUGCAACCAGUGGCAGUGGGACUGUUUUUUUGGUCUCUCCCCUAACCUGAACCGGUGUUUCUAGUGGUUUUACAAGACUCCUAGGCUGUGGCUGUUAUUACACCUCCAAUAUAUCCAUAUAAGUACAAAAUUGAAAAUAGCGUUCCGUGGAUUUGAGAUUGUAAAGCGACAUUAUUUAGUCUUAUCUCUCUCUCCAAAUUCAUGUAUAUACAGAACUCCAAAGAGAAUUAUCUGGAUCCAAACUUGAACUGGUAUGGUUGAUCAAGUGUCUCCUA
This is a messenger RNA of Lolium rigidum, 935 nucleotides long. Its product is annotated as probable serine/threonine-protein kinase BSK3. The record is from RefSeq and is a predicted model, not a curated record. NCBI's taxonomy places the organism in Eukaryota, Viridiplantae, Streptophyta, Magnoliopsida, Poales, Poaceae. The transcript has 4 exons. Bases 296 to 595 code for a protein of 99 amino acids. Gene Ontology annotation, molecular function: protein kinase activity; protein binding. Gene Ontology annotation, biological process: brassinosteroid mediated signaling pathway.